Molecule: messenger RNA, 1211 nt
Organism: Haliotis rubra (blacklip abalone)
Lineage: Eukaryota; Metazoa; Mollusca; Gastropoda; Lepetellida; Haliotidae
Product: solute carrier family 35 member B1-like
Exons: 7
Coding region: 99-1142 (347 amino acids)
Biological process (GO): UDP-galactose transmembrane transport
Cellular component (GO): endoplasmic reticulum membrane; Golgi membrane
Molecular function (GO): UDP-glucose transmembrane transporter activity; UDP-galactose transmembrane transporter activity
Source: RefSeq, a predicted model, not a curated record
AGGCAGCAGGUGCGUGUUCGCCCCGUGGUCCGCUACAACUGAGACACGUCAUUCAAAGUGACUUCCGCGAGAAUUGAACUAGCAGUAAGAAUUUGCAUAUGUCAGAGCCACAUCACGAUAAGCUGAAUAGUGACUUUGAUAUAGAUUUAUCUGUGUCGGUUCCACAGCUGGACAACACGCCGACGAACAAAAUGGCAGAAGCCGGGCGUUUUAAACUCUUUGUAUGUGCUGGAGGAAUAUUCGUCUGCUACUUUUAUUACGGAAUCCUGCAAGAAAAGAUCACAAAAGGGAAGUAUGGAGAAGGCGAAUCCCAGGAGAAGUUCCGCUUCACCCUCGCCCUGGUGUUUGUGCAGUGCAUCAUAAAUGCUAUCUUCGCUUUGUGUGCUCGAAAGAUCUUUCAGCAGGAGCGUGACUCAACUCCACGCACGCUGUAUGCCGUGUGCUCCCUCACCUACCUGGGUGCCAUGCUUGCCAGUAACCAUGCUCUCCAACACGUUGCCUACCCAACUCAGGUACUUGGUAAAUCCAUCAAGCCAAUUCCUGUUAUGAUUUUGGGAGUUCUUUUGGCAAGGAAGCGUUACCCCAUGGCCAAGUACUUCUGUGUGCUCCUCAUUGUGAUGGGAGUGGCCAUGUUCAUGUACAAGGACCAGGGCCACAAAGCUAAGGGAGAUCACUCUGGCCUGGGCAUAGGCGAGUUUCUGCUGCUAGUGUCCUUGACCUUGGAUGGCCUGACAGGAGCAUCCCAGGAUAAGAUGAGAACGGAACACAAGACGGGCGCAUACAGCAUGAUGCUGUUUGUCAAUGCCUUUUCCAUCAUCUGGCUAGCCAUUGGUCUUGUGACAACAGGCGAGGGUCUGGAGUUCCUGAGUUUCGCUGGUCGCAACCCCUCCGUGUACUACAACAUGAUUGCAUUCUCAAUAGCAAGUGCCUUAGGACAGACGUUCAUCUUCAUCACCGUGACAACAUUUGGACCUCUCACAUGCUCCAUCGUCACGACAACAAGAAAGUUCUUCACUAUACUAGGAUCUGUGUUGAUAUUUGGCAACCCCAUGCUGUCUCGACAGUGGGUUGGAACCCUGCUGGUGUUUAUUGGGUUGGGACUAGACUCUGUGUAUGGCAAGGAGAAAAAGAAGAAUAAGUGAUCUGACGUCUACGAGCUGAAUGUUGAACCAUAGGAUGUUUCAAUGUGAUUAUUGAGUGGAUGAAUGCAG